AUUUUUACCUGUCCACAGCCAUAGUUAUCAUCACUGUUGAAUUCACUUCCAGCCCAGGGCUCUGCAUACCUUAUCUGGGUCUUUUGAACUUCAAUAGCAUUUCACCAGUGGCCAUCCUUCCUGGUGUGGAUUCAUCACUCUGCCUCUGAAAUCAGCCAUCCCUAUGGGAAGACACAGCCAUGAUUUUUCAGUACUCAUAAUACAGCCAGGACUGGUGGGAGCAACUGUCCCAGAUGGUGUUUAAACCCCUUAGGAGCUCAUGAUCUUGUUGGAAAGCCAGUAAGACAGAACCAUACAGGACACAAAUUAGAUGCUAAAUUGUGAUUUAGAUAGGAGACAGAAGUAUUCAAAAAGGAGGGAAAUUUCUUGUGAGUAGCUACCCAGAAAGGUGGAAUUGGUGUGCUCUCACUUGAAAAAUGAGUAGGAUCUUCUCAGAUGGCCACAAAGUCCAGGAGCUGCCCUGGGCAACAGGGACAGGAGCCUCCCUUGAGACACUGCAGCUGAGACAGACGGGAGUCCUCUGACCCCAGAGGGUACUGGCUUGACUGCUUUAUGCCUUAAGUGGGGCCUGGAGCAAAAUGGCCCAGGUGCACCCUGACAUCGGCAUCUCUGCCAAGGCCAUGAGCAUCAUGAACUCGUUUGUAAACGACGUGUUUGAGCAGCUGGCGUGUGAGGCUGCCCGGCUGGCCCAGUACUCGGGCCGGACCACCCUGACAUCCCGAGAAGUCCAGACGGCUGUGCGUCUGCUGCUGCCUGGUGAGCUGGCCAAGCACGCUGUGUCCGAGGGCACCAAGGCUGUCACCAAGUACACCAGCUCCAAGUGACCCAGGGUCUGACAAAAAUAAAGGGUGAACUGUU
Molecule: messenger RNA, 858 nt
Organism: Pan troglodytes (chimpanzee)
Lineage: Eukaryota; Metazoa; Chordata; Mammalia; Primates; Hominidae
Gene: H2BK1
Product: H2B.K variant histone 1
Exons: 2
Coding region: 579-824 (81 amino acids)
Cellular component (GO): nucleosome
Molecular function (GO): DNA binding; structural constituent of chromatin; protein heterodimerization activity
Source: RefSeq, a predicted model, not a curated record